This is a messenger RNA of Solanum dulcamara, 938 nucleotides long. RefSeq names its product 22.7 kDa class IV heat shock protein-like. NCBI's taxonomy places the organism in Eukaryota, Viridiplantae, Streptophyta, Magnoliopsida, Solanales, Solanaceae. Bases 168 to 743 code for a protein of 191 amino acids. Gene Ontology annotation, biological process: response to heat; response to hydrogen peroxide; protein folding. The record is from RefSeq and is a predicted model, not a curated record. The transcript has a single exon.
AAAGAACACGUCAUCUUCUUUCUAUAUAAACCCUCACUCAUUUAUCAUCAUCCACCAAAGAAGAAGUUAAUACCCAAGAAAAUUUCCUCUCAAUUACCCUUGCAACCCAUAAACAAUCUCCAGCAUUCAUAGUUCUUAAAAAAAAAAGUGUACUUAUAGAACAAAAAAUGGUGAAAACAAGAGUUAGCCUUAUGGGGUUUCUUGUUUUAGCAGUGGCUGUAGUCUUUCUUCCAUCCCAAACUCAGGCACUAAUGCCAUACACACGCCCCUUUUGGGAUAUAAGAUUUCCACCAGAGGAUCCUUUCGGGAUUCUUGAACAAACCCCACUGACUAUUCCAAAAGGGAUCGAAUCAAUAGUCUUAGCUCGCUCAGAUUGGAAGGAAACAGGAACAGAGCAUGUAAUUACACUUGACAUACCAGGGUUGAAGAAGGAGGACAUCAAGAUUGAGGUAGUAGAAAACAGAGUGUUGAGAGUCAGUGGAGAAAGGAAAACAGAGGAAGAAAUUGAAGGGGAGAAAUGGCACAGAGCUGAAAGAACUUGUGGGAAAUUUUGGAGACAGUUUAGACUUCCUGGAAAUACUGAUUUGGAACACAUAAAGGCUCAUCUGGAAAAUGGUAUCUUGAAGAUUACUGUGCCAAAAUUGGCUGAAGAGAAGAAAAAACAGAGUAAGGUGAUUAGCAUUGCAGAGGAAAGCAAAUCUGCUGGUGGUGAGGAUAUUAAAGCUAACAAAGCUGAGAUGUAAAUUAAUAAGUCUCUAAUUUGGUUUGUUGGUUGUCUUUUUCUAUGUCUUGGCCUUUGUUUGUGUGUAAUAAAGUUGUUGAAUAUAUAACUAAGGAUUAUGAUUUUUCCUUCUUAGUUCUCUAUGAAACCCCAUGUGACAAAAAUUAUUUCAGUAUAAAGAGUUGGGACUUUUUCUGUGUAAUCUGCAAAACAAAGU